This is a messenger RNA of Coffea eugenioides, 1403 nucleotides long. RefSeq names its product 26S proteasome regulatory subunit RPN13. Gene Ontology annotation, biological process: ubiquitin-dependent protein catabolic process. Gene Ontology annotation, molecular function: endopeptidase activator activity; proteasome binding; ubiquitin binding. The record is from RefSeq and is a predicted model, not a curated record. The coding region runs from base 163 to 1128 and encodes 321 amino acids. Gene Ontology annotation, cellular component: nucleus; cytoplasm; proteasome regulatory particle, lid subcomplex. Lineage: Eukaryota; Viridiplantae; Streptophyta; Magnoliopsida; Gentianales; Rubiaceae. The transcript is spliced from 14 exons.
UCAUCGCUUUGGGGUCUUCUUUCCGUAUUCCUUCUCGCUCUUCUGUCUUUCCUCAAACCCCCCAAACCCCUGCGUCUCAAUCAAAGCUCUUUAUUCUCAGCCUUUUUUUUCUUGUGGGCAUAGGUAUUAGAAGAAAAAGAAUCUCGUGAGGUUAGCAGAUUCAUGGGUUCUUCAGCUACAGAGGUUUUUCCUCACCUCCAGGAUGUUCUGUUGCAAUUUCGAGCUGGCAAAAUGCGUAUGGAGGGAACACAGGUUGUUCCGGAUUCACGUAAAGGUCUUGUUUGCAUAGGAAGGCGUGACGAGGGACUUAUUCACUUUCAAUGGGUUGAUCGAUCAAGCAAUGUUGUUGAAGAUGAUCAGAUUGUCUUUCCGGAUGAAGCUGUUUUUGAAAAGGUCAGUCAAUCAUCAGGAAGGGUCUAUAUUUUGAAAUUUCAGACAGAUGAUAGGAAGUUAUUCUUCUGGAUGCAGGAGCCAAAAGCUGACAAUGAUGCACAACUAUGUAGCCAAGUGAAUCUGUACCUCAAUCAACCAUUAGAUUUUCCUGGUGAGGAGGAACCUGAUGCUUCAGUUCCCCAACCGUCUGAAGACAUGGCUGAAGAGGAAGAUAUUUCAUCUAGGGCUGGAAAUUUGGUUGGGCCAAGCAUGGGCGCAGAAGCAAGUGGUGAUGUAACCUCAUCGGGACCAGUAAAGUUGGCUGAUUUACAGAGAAUAUUGAGUAACAUAGGGUCUGCAGGUGAAGCUGGAGAUCCAGAUGCAGGCUUGGGAUUGGGAGAUAUUUUGAAGCCUGAAUUCAUUUUCCCGCUGAUAAAUGACCUACCACUUGAACAACAACUAGCAUCUUAUUUACCUGAGGGCACCUGGACAGCAGAGGAUUUAAUGGAGUUGCUUCAGAGCGCUCCUUUCCGCCAGCAAGUAGAUUCGUUUACUUAUGUUCUUCGAACUGGCCAGGUAGACCUUUCUCAAUUUGGCAUUGAUGCAACUAAAUACAACUUCACUGUUCCAUCUUUCCUAGAGGCACUUGAAGAUUCUGUUACUAGAGUAGCAGAAGGCGAGGAGUCAAGGCGAGAUGGCAGUGAACUGAGAUCUCAAAUGCAUAAUCAAAGUGAGCCAAUGGACGAAGGUCAAUAAUGUUCAGAACACAUCCAUUAUUGGUACAUUCAUUCAAGCCUCUAGAAUUUUUGUGAUUCUUGGCCGAUAAUGCCUACCCUUUAGAAUAUGUUAGUACUGUUAAGAAGGUGGAGAGCUUGGAAAUUGCAACACAUUUAGAUGAAAGCUUGUGUGUAAAAUUUGAUCUGUCGAAUCUGGCUUUUGUACUUCAAAAUUCUCUGACGUACUGUGAAGGGCAAUUCACAAUGGGUAUGGAUUUACUAUUGCAUACAAGACUACUUUCCGUUUCCUCAAAA